Tarenaya hassleriana is the source of this 2783-nucleotide messenger RNA. Its product is annotated as protein ANTI-SILENCING 1. The coding region runs from base 233 to 2377 and encodes 714 amino acids. The record is from RefSeq and is a predicted model, not a curated record. The transcript is spliced from 12 exons. Lineage: Eukaryota; Viridiplantae; Streptophyta; Magnoliopsida; Brassicales; Cleomaceae. Gene Ontology annotation, molecular function: RNA binding; chromatin binding.
GCAAAGGAACUGAAAAACACUUGAAUGAGCAGCGGCCAUACCGUUUACGUCGAUUAAUCUCUGGAGAUUUUCUCUGUUAGGAUCAAUUGUUAAUCAUCUCUACAAUUUCAGAGAGAGAGAGAGAGAGGAAACGAGAGGUGGUGUGGCCGAUUAAGGAGGGAUUGUGAAGGUUCUAGGGUUUCCCACUCCGAUCGGCGGAUAAAGUGCAAGGGAGAAAUCUGCAUUGUGGGGAAUGGAAGAAUCAAUAGAAGUUGAAGACUCAGAAUUUGUGUGGGGUAAAAAGAGAGGAAUUGGUGGAAAAAAGAAAGAUGUUCAAUUCUAUGAAUCCUUCACUUAUGAUGGUGAAGAAUACCGUCUUUAUGACUGUGUCUUAGCCUGUAAGGAAGGUGAACCUGAGCCCUUUGUUGGCAAAAUCAUCAAAAUUUGGGAACAUCCGCGGAUGGAAAAUGGAAGGCGAGUCAAGUUGCUCUGGUUCUUUAAACCUUCUGAGAUUUCGUCGUAUCUUGAAGGAGUUUUAGAUAUACUUCCAAACGAACUGUUUCUGGCUUCAGGUAAAGGUGACGGCCUCACAGAUGUUAACCCAUUGGAAGCGAUUGGUGGAAAAUGCUCUGUCCUGUGCAUCUCGAAGGACAAAAGAAAUCCACAACCUUCGGACGAAGAAAUCAAGAAUGCACACUUUGUCUUUCGCCGAACAUUUGAUGUUUUAAGGUGCAAGGUUUUGGACCAGAUAGAUGACAAAAUUGCUGAAAUUGACGUUAAAUUUAUCUUUAACAGAACCAGUGAGAACAAAUCAAGCGCUGCAGAGAAAGUUGUAGCAGACAUAACCGUAAGUCCAGAUAGUGUGAAACCGGAGUGUCCAUCAACUAGUGCUUUAGUGAGGCUUAACCAACUGGGGUCUAGUGAAUCUCCCAGCUGUGGGGAAAAUGGUCUAAGUGGCAAGAAAGCAAAAGAACAUGAAGGUCACAAGCAGAUGGCUAGAAAAAAAUCUAUACAUGCAGUAGAAGUGUCUACCAAGGAUUCUGUUGGACGGGAUGUCGAGGGUCAUACUGACUGUGAUUCUUCUGAAGCAUCUGUCUCUCGGAGAGAUCAUUGGGAUGGCAAGAAAGCUGAAGAAAGUAAAGUUAGAAAACAUUUGACGAAACAAAAAUCUGUGGUUGAAGAAAAAGAGUCUACCAAAGAUUCUGGUGAACGGGAUGGCAGGUCUCAUAGUGAACGUGGUUCUUCUGGAGUAUCUGGUUCACCAAGGAGUCAUUGGGAUGGCAAGAAAGUUCAGGAAUGUAAAACUCAGAAACGACUUAGUAAACAAAAAUCUAUGGUCGGAGAAGAAAGGUAUAGUAAAGAUCCUGAUGGGUUGGGUCAGAGGCCUCAUAAGAAACAGAAGCUAGAUGGCUCUGGUGCAGUAUCUGGUGGCAGAAGUAUAGAAAUUCUACAAAAAAUAAGUUCCAAUGGUGCAAAGGAUAUAAAAUCUGUUAGUAGUCACAGAGACAUUGUCACAAAAAGGGAGGUACUUUCCCAGAGACCCAGCUUUGUUGACAAGAAGCAAGGUCUGCAGGUAACAAGUGGUUAUGAUGGAAAAGUCACAAAAACUGUUGCUCCUGUUGUCAGGCCUAUAGAUAAAGCUCCAAUAGGAAAAAGUCUUUCUAAGAAACUGAGCUCUGAUGAACAACUAUCAAAACGCACUGAGGGCAAGAUUUUGACAGAAGAUGACUACAAAAGAAAUCAUCAAGUGAUUGAAGUGACCCGGAGACCUGAUGCUGAAAGACGCAAAUGGUUCAGAGAUCUUGCAUGGGAAGAAAGAAUGAGGGGUGCGGAAGAGCAUGGAACAUUGGUUCUUCUUCAAAACUUGGAUCCUACUUAUACGUCUGAUGAAGUGGAGGAUAUAGUAUAUUCUGCUUUGAAGGAACAGUGCACUGCGAGGAUGAUAGCACGGACAUCAAUUAGUAUUCCUCAUAUUGGUGAAGCUUUGCUCAUAUUCAAAAGGAGAGAAAUAGCGGAGAAAGUGGUCCAAAGACUAAAGGACGGGUGCUUGAUGCUAUCAAAUGGGAGGCCCCUUGUUGCUACCUUUGCUAAGCUUGCUCCUCCCGGGAAACCCUCGUCAUUCUUCGGCCAUUUCAAAGUCAAAACCCAAAUGCAGCGAGAUAUGAGAGAUGCUGUCGCUACAUCACAUUGUUCUCAGCCGAACACCGUUGAGUAUGAUAUGGCCAUGGAAUGGUGCUUGCACCAAUCUAGAUACGAUGCUGCAUGGGAAAAGUUAUUGAAGCAACAAAGGGAAGAAAUUAAGAAGUUACGGGUCGAUUUCAAGCAUAAGACUUCCUUAGCUUCAGAAACCUCCGGUCCUUCUUCUAAUCUCAAGGUGGCAGUCACAGAUCGUACAUGAGAGCUCCGCUCUUUGGAUCUUUCCCUUGGCCUCUUAGACAGCAAACGGCUUUUGUACUCUGGAGAUGUCAUGCUUGGGAACAUGAUUUUGUGUCCGACCCACCAAUUUUUGAACGGUAAACUCCUCUUUCCCACAUGAUUAAACCGAGAAAUCGCUGACGCUUGGGCCUUUUGCGUCUUUUGUGUGUUUAGGGACAUAAGAUGAACUUCUGGUCUCAAGCCCCGUGAUCCUUUCACAUCAAUCUGUGAAGGAUCAUUUUUUUUAGUGAACAUCACUUGCAAUAUCAGUAAGUGUUGUUUACCGGAUGGUUUCGCGAUGCGUAAAUCUCAUAUUCUUUUGUCUAGUAGACAUAGAUUUCAUCUGUUUUCAAGCAUUUUGCUCAAUGGAAGGAAGCCCUUCACAAGUU